Molecule: messenger RNA, 2387 nt
Organism: Lotus japonicus
Lineage: Eukaryota; Viridiplantae; Streptophyta; Magnoliopsida; Fabales; Fabaceae
Product: protein WHAT'S THIS FACTOR 1 homolog, chloroplastic
Exons: 2
Coding region: 107-1273 (388 amino acids)
Molecular function (GO): RNA binding
Source: RefSeq, a predicted model, not a curated record
ACAACCAAUGUUUUAAGCAAAAAACCCAUAUUAUUCUUUCUCUACUAAUUCCCGGGUCUACUCGACCCGAACCCGCAGAGUCCCACUCUCGUUUCUCUCCGAUCAAAUGCUUCGCUCUCAAGUUUCGUUUCUCACCGCGAAGAACCCACGCGCCACCGUGGUGGGUUGCAUCCGCCACAAAUCAAGCGGCGGAAGAAGGCCGAAGAAAAAAACCUACCAUCGUGUCCCGGAGCUAGACCGAGUAAUGGAGCUUCGCAAGAAGCCAUUGAUGAUCCUCCAACUCAAAACCCUAAUCCAAUCGCAACCCAGAAACUCCCCUCUCUUCCUCCGCGACCUCGAGAAGAACGUGGGGUUCGUCCGCAAAUGGGACUUCAUGGCACUCAUCGAGAGGCACCCGACGAUUUUCCGUGUCGCCGGAGCUCCGCCUUCCGUUUCGCUCACCGACAAGGCUCGCCGGGUGGCGCAGGAAGAAGUACGGGCUAGGGAGUUGAUGGAGCCGGUGUUGGUUACUAACCUGAGGAAGCUGCUCAUGCUCUGUGUUGACUGCAGGGUUCCCCUUGAGACGCUGGAGCUUGUUGGGGCUGAGUUGGGUCUUCCCUCUGAUUUUGAGGAGUGUUUGAUUGCUAAGUACCCUCAGUUUUUCGCAAUCAGGCGUGUUCGUGGAAGGGAUUUUCUUCACUUGGAGGAUUGGGAUUCCUCUUUGGCUGUCACUGCUAGAGAAGCUAGGUUGGCACAAGAAGGAGUUUUGAACACAAAGCCUAAUCAGGAUCAGAGGAAAGUGAAGAUUUCAAGAGAUGGCAACUAUGUUGGUCCAUUUGCAUUCAAAGUGAAUUUUCCUGCUGGUUUUAGACCAAAUGUUGGUUACCUUCAGCAGCUUGAGAGGUGGCAGAAGUUGGAGUUUCCUUCUCCUUAUUUGAAUGCGAGGAGGUUUGAUGUUGCGGAUCCAAAAUCUCGGAAACGGGCCGUGGCAGUGAUCCAUGAGCUCCUCAGCUUGACCAUGGAGAAGAGGCUGACAUCUUCACAGUUAGAUGCAUUUCAUUCGGAGUGUUUCUUACCUUCGCAGUUGCUGCUUUGCUUGAUAAAGCAUCAAGGGAUAUUUUACCUCACUAAUAAAGGUGUACGGAGUACCGUCUUGCUCAAAGAUACAUACCUUGGUUCCAAUUUGAUAGAUAAGUGUCCUUUGUUGGAAUUUAAUAAUAAAUUUGUGGCACUUUGUGGUAGAAGAAAUACUGAUCUAUGUGACAGCAACAAUUCUUUACAAACCAAGGUGUAGAAGUUGAAUUUGAUAUUUCUGUGGUAUCAGAGCUGCAUCCCUUCCGUUAUGAGAAAGCAUAAGGAAAUUUAAAAUGGAAUUGUUUGCAGUAGCAAAAGGCUACCAUUCCUGAUAAUUUCACAGAAAAUUGAAUUUGAUUAUUCUAAUUGUUGGCACCUUGCAAGCAUCAAGAUGGAGGUGAUGUAGAAAGUUUGAUCAUGUCUAAUUCUGACCAUGAAAAUGGUCUUGGUUCAUUUAGUUGGUAAUUUGCUCUGCCAAACCGAUAUAUAUGUCCUCCAAUAAUUUAAUGAUGAACCUUUCCCAGAUGAUAAAAAAUGGUAUUUAGCAGAUUUAGGAGUGGUAGGAUUUAGAGUACCAUUACGCUUUCAAUGCUUUAGUUUGAGUUAUUUAACGUUGGAAGACUUUGGCUCUUGAAUGGAAGACUUUGGCUCUAUAUGUUGACAUACCUCACAUGAGAUCUUACCUUGGAGUUCUCCUCUAAAUGCAUAUGUGGCUGACACCAAUUGUUUUGGAUGUGUUUCCCACUUGUAUGAAUGUUUACCAUACUGAAUUAGCCAUCAGUUCUGGUGCGGCAACUGUUCUUGAUAAUGAGGAAGCUUGAUACCGCAGAUCUGUAAGCUCGAAAACAGGACAUGGCAAUGAUUCAUGAGGUCCUGAGCUUGAUCAUGGAGAAGAAGCUGAUGCUUGCACAGCUGGAUUCAUUUCAUGGGGGCAGUGUGUUUUGCUGUUACAGACUUGCAGUUUGCUGCUUUGUUUGAUAAUGCAUCAAGGGAUAUUUUACCUCACUAAGAAAGCUGUACAGAGUACUGUCUUCCUCAAAGAUGCAUAUCCUGAUUCCAAAUUGAUAGGUAAGUGUCCUUUGUUACAUUUUAAUGAUAAAUUUGUGGCUCUCUAUGAUAGAAGAAGUAGUUUUCUGUGGCAGUAGCAAUUCUUUAUAGAGGCGUAGAAGUUGAAUUUGAUUUUUCAGUGUUACUGGUGCUGCAUCUCUUCCUAUCUAAGAAAGCAUAAUGAAAUGUAAAAUGGAAAUGUUUGCAGUGUAAAGGAUAUCAUUCCUUUCAUGAUCUUGAUAAUUUCACAGAAUUUGUUAUUGAAUUUGAAUAUUCUAAAUUUCUAA